Sorex fumeus (smoky shrew) is the source of this 3744-nucleotide messenger RNA. RefSeq names its product RAB GTPase activating protein 1 like (gene RABGAP1L). The coding region runs from base 201 to 3356 and encodes 1051 amino acids. The transcript is spliced from 26 exons. The record is from RefSeq and is a predicted model, not a curated record. Lineage: Eukaryota; Metazoa; Chordata; Mammalia; Eulipotyphla; Soricidae.
UCGCCUCUUCCUGCCGGGCGGCCGCGUCCCCUCCCCGCUCGCUCCCUCCCUCCGCCCUCCCGGGCUCCGGCGGCCGCCGCCGACGAGCGAACGGGACGGGACGGGCCCGCGGAGGCGCGCGGGGCGCUCGGCGGAGUUACGGGGCUCUGUCGGCGGAGCCGGAGGAGGUGGAUGUGGGAAGAAAAGUUUGCAGAAGUGAAAUGGAGGUCAGAGCUUCAUUACAGAAGGUUAGUGGGUCAUCGGAUUCUGUGGCUACACUGAACAGUGAAGAAUUUGUUUUGGUUCCUCAGCACGCAGAUGAAACUACUACAAAAUAUGACGAAAAACCUCAGCUAAAGAUAGUUUCUAAUGGUGAUGAACAGUUGGAAAAAGCCAUGGAGGAGAUACUGAGAGAUUCCGAGAAGGGGCAGAGCAGUCCUCUUGGUGAUUAUCAAAGUUCCAGUGAGAUUUCAGACUAUUCAUUUGGAGAUGUUUCAGCCAGUCAAGCUAAUAAGCCAUCUCUUCAGUUAUAUUUGGAUCCGUCAAAUACAGAAAUUUCUACACCCAGACCAUCUUCUCCAAGUGGAUUGCCUGAAGAAGAUAGUGUUUUGUUUAACAAACUGAUCUACUUGGGCUGUAUGAAGAUUUCUUCUCCACGUAAUGAAGUGGAGGCUUUACGUGCAAUGGCAACUAUGAAAUCUUCCAGUCAGUCCCCUUUUCCUGUUACUCUCUAUGUGCCAAAUGUUCCAGAAGGCUCAGUGAGAAUUAUAGACCAAUCUAGAAAUAAGGAGAUAGCAUCUUUUCCAAUCUAUAAGGUGGUUUUCUGUGCCCGUGGACAUGAUGGGACGUCGGAGAGCAAUUGCUUUUCAUUUACAGAGAGUUCGCAUGGGUCAGAAGAAUUUCAGAUACAUGUUUUCUCCUGUGAAAUUAGAGAGGCAGUAAGCAGAAUUUUAUAUAGUUUCUCUACAGCGUUCAAACGUUCUUCAAGAAAAUUAUCUGAUGUUAAAGACUCCGUUAUUCCUACUCCUGACAGUGACGUGUUUACCUUCAGUGUCUCCUUGGAGGUUAAAGAAGAUGAUGGAAAAGGGAACUUUAGUCCUGUGCCUAAAGAUAGAGAUAAGUUUUAUUUCAAAUUAAAACAAGGAAUAGAGAAGAAGGUUGUGAUUACAGUGCAACAACUUUCCAACAAAGAAUUAGCUAUUGAACGAUGUUUUGGAAUGUUAUUAAGCCCGGGGCGAAAUGUGAAGAACAGUGACAUGCAUUUACUGGAUAUGGAAUCCAUGGGCAAGAGCUAUGACGGGAGAGCUUAUGUUAUCACUGGCAUGUGGAACCCUAAUGUACCAAUAUUUCUGGCCCUUAAUGAAGAAACCCCAAAAGAUAAACGAGUGUACAUGACGGUGGCAGUGGACAUGGUUGUUACGGAGGUGGUCGAGCCUGUCCGCUUCCUUCUGGAGACGCUGGUUCGAGUGUACCCUGCAAAUGAGCGAUUUUGGUAUUACAGCCGGAAGACUUUCACAGAGACUUUCUUCAUGAGGUUGAAACAGUCUGAGGGAAAAGGCCACACCAGUGCUGGAGACGCCAUAUAUGAGGUGGUGAGUCUCCAGCGAGAGUCUGAAAAGGAGGAACCGGUCACUCCUACGAGUGCAGGGGGUCCAUUGUCACCCCAGGAGGAUGAAGUGGAGGAGGAAAGUGAUAAUGAGCUCUCAAGCGGCACAGGAGAUGUGUCUAAGGAUUGUCCUGAGAAGAUCCUGUAUUCUUGGGGAGAAUUGCUAGGAAGAUGGCAAAAUAAUCUUAGCGCACGACCAAAAGGGCUCUCCACUCUGGUGAGGAGUGGGGUCCCUGAAGCAUUGAGGGCAGAGGUGUGGCAGUUAUUAGCAAAUUGCCAUGACAACCAGGCAAUGCUGGAUAAAUACCGACUUCUCAUCACAAAGGACUCGGCCCAGGAGAGUGUCAUUACGAGAGAUAUUCAUCGUACGUUUCCUGCACACGAUUACUUUAAAGAUACUGGAGGAGAUGGCCAGGAAUCACUCUACAAGAUAUGCAAGGCGUACUCCGUCCACGAUGAGGACAUCGGCUACUGCCAAGGACAGUCCUUCCUCGCUGCCGUGCUGCUGCUGCACAUGCCAGAGGAACAAGCAUUCUGUGUUUUAGUGAAAAUCAUGUAUGACUAUGGUUUAAGAGAGCUCUACAAAAACAACUUUGAAGAUCUUCACUGCAAGUUUUAUCAGUUGGAGAGACUAAUGCAGGAGCAGCUGCCGGACCUGUACGCCCAUUUCUUCGAGCUGAACCUGGAAGCUCACAUGUACGCCUCCCAGUGGUUCCUCACCCUCUUCACUGCCAAGUUCCCGCUCUGCAUGGUCUUCCACAUCAUCGACCUGCUGCUCUGUGAGGGUCUGAACGUCAUCUUCCACGUGGCAUUGGCUCUCCUAAAGACCUCCAAGGAAGAUCUUCUGCAGGCUGAUUUUGAAGGUGCUUUAAAGUUUUUCAGAGUCCAGCUCCCAAAGAGAUACAGGGCCGAGGAAAAUGCCAGAAGACUGAUGGAGCAGGCGUGCAACAUCAAGGUCCCAACCAAGAAGCUCAAGAAAUAUGAGAAAGAGUACCAGGCCCUGCGGGAGAGUCAGCUGCAGCAGGAAGACCCCAUGGACAGAUACAAGAGGGAGAACCGGCGGCUGCAGGAGGCCAGCAUGCGGCUGGAGCAGGAGAACGAUGACCUCGCCCAUGAGCUCGUCACCAGCAAGAUCGCUCUGCGGAAUGACCUGGACCAGGCGGAGGACAAGGCAGACGUGCUGAACAAGGAGCUGCUCCUGACCAAGCAGAGGUUGGUGGAGACAGAGGAAGAGAAGCGGAAGCAGGAGGAAGAGACGGCCCAGCUGAAAGAAGUCUUCAGGAAACAGCUGGAGAAGGCCGAGUACGAGAUCAAGAAGACGACAGCUAUCAUCGCCGAGUACAAGCAGAUCUGUUCCCAGUUGAGCACCAGGCUAGAGAAGCAGCAAGCGGCCAGCAAGGAGGAGCUGGAAGUGGUGAAGGGUAAAAUGAUGGCAUGUAAACACUGCAGUGACAUUUUCAGCAAGGAAGGCACUUUGAAACCCGCCGCCGGAAGCAGGGAGGACCGGGGGAUGGAAUCCGACGACGAGAAGGAUUCGCUGAAGAAGCAGUUGCGGGAGAUGGAGCUGGAGCUGGCGCAGACCAAGCUGCAGCUGGUGGAGGCCAAGUGCAAGAUCCAGGAACUUGAACACCAGAGAGGAACCCUCAUGAACGAAAUCCAAGCGGCCAAGAACUCUUGGUUUAGCAAAACCCUGAACUCUAUCAAAACGGCCACGGGCACCCAGCCCCUACCGUCCCCGCCGGCUAGCCAGCCCCCCAAAGAGAGCACCUAGUUCCUGCCCGUUCCCGCACAAGAGCACAAACGAUCAAAGCGACGGAAACCCAUGAGGCCUCUCCCUGCGUCCCUCUGAGAGGAGGUCACAGAGGCCCGAAGCCAGCCAGCACAUUUCAGUAGCUCCCUCUCCACCCACGACCUUCCCGGAGGCCGUGCGCACAGCACCCAAUUUCCGUUGCGUGUGUGUUCGAGUCCCCGGGUGGAGGGUCCUGCCAGAGCAUCAGUGUUUGCACAUUAUUUUCUCUGCCUGAUGUUGUGUUAGAAAGAAGUCAUUUCAGAACUAAGUACUAUGGGCUUAGAAUGAUCCUUAAUUCUUUUUUAUCGCCCCUUAAGAAUCAUUCCAAUUCCAAAGUGAUAGGAAACUAUCACAGCCAAAAGGGAAAGAA